CCCCCCAAAACACCUUUUCCCUUCCUGCAAGAGAGAAAAAAAAACACCUUCCCUGUCAAAAUUACUACCCCUCCUCUCGUCCGACGGCGGCAGAGGGCACCGACUCCGACCUUCGCCGCCCCUGCCUCGCCCGUCUUUUGAUCGGAGCCAGACCGCCGGAAUCGGUAGGUUGAUUCGCGCUUGCUAGAUUCAGGCCGCGUCUUCGUCAAAAGGCUGAUUGUCUCUCAACCAGGCUUCGCAAGGGCAGAGCAGCAGGGGCAGAUCCAGGCAAUGGAGACUCACCACCACUCCGUCGCCGACGGGCGCGACGUCGACGGCCCAGCCUCGUGGACAGCAAUUCGCCACCGGCUGUCCCGGGAUUUCAUACUGAGGCACGAGGAGGCGCGGGUGCGAGCCGCGGAGGCCCAGGCCGCCCUAAACGGGGACCACUGGGAGUGGGACGACGACGGCUCGUAUGUCGUCAUCGAUCCGGCCUCCAUGAAGGCCAUGGUGGCCAUGGAGACGCCGAAGGUGGGCGAGACGAGGGAGCAGGGCUGCGCGGUGUGCCUCGAGGGUUUCGUGUCCGGUGGCGAGAAGCUGAGGAUGAUGCCCUGCUCCCACUCCUUCCACCAGAGAUGCAUCUUCGACCUGCUCCUCCGUAGCCGGUUCUGCCCAGUCUGCCGUUUCGAGAUGCCUCCCCUGUCCGCUGACGAGCCGGAGCCGGUGGCUGAGAAAGCCGCUACGACAUCUGAACAAGUUGGCAGCAACUCAACUGGAGAAUGCCCAUCCACUGAGUGA
This is a messenger RNA of Hordeum vulgare subsp. vulgare (domesticated barley), 777 nucleotides long. Its product is annotated as E3 ubiquitin-protein ligase RNF181-like. Gene Ontology annotation, molecular function: ubiquitin protein ligase activity. The transcript has a single exon. The coding region runs from base 271 to 777 and encodes 168 amino acids. Gene Ontology annotation, cellular component: cytoplasm. Gene Ontology annotation, biological process: protein ubiquitination. Lineage: Eukaryota; Viridiplantae; Streptophyta; Magnoliopsida; Poales; Poaceae. The record is from RefSeq and is a predicted model, not a curated record.